Messenger RNA from Polyodon spathula (Mississippi paddlefish), 3004 nucleotides. Its product is annotated as phosphoribosyl pyrophosphate synthase-associated protein 2-like. The transcript has 12 exons. Gene Ontology annotation, molecular function: magnesium ion binding; ribose phosphate diphosphokinase activity. Gene Ontology annotation, cellular component: cytoplasm; ribose phosphate diphosphokinase complex. Gene Ontology annotation, biological process: 5-phosphoribose 1-diphosphate biosynthetic process; purine nucleotide biosynthetic process. The record is from RefSeq and is a predicted model, not a curated record. The coding region runs from base 1219 to 2418 and encodes 399 amino acids. Lineage: Eukaryota; Metazoa; Chordata; Actinopteri; Acipenseriformes; Polyodontidae.
GAAUCUGAUAGUGAAACGCUGUAAUUAGUUCAUGGAGAUGAGGCAGAGCGAACAGAGCGGCGAAUUUUGAACUGAUUUAAAUUGAUUCGAUCAGAAUUAUCUGUUAUGAAUGGGCGCCUUUAUCAUUUUCUUGGCCCCUUAAUCUCCACCUAUGCCGAAAUUAGCCAACUGAAAUAUAUUUCUGUGUGGGUGAAUGCGAAUAAUACAGUAUAAAAAAAAACCGUGUGUUUGAAAAUAUCCGUGUAAUUAUUUGUUUUAUUGUUUACUUCCAUGUUUGUGAACUGAUCGUGAGUGACGCAAUUAGGCGCUGCGCACGCAUGGCUACAGGGUUGUAGCUUCUGUUCUGCAGUCUAGACACAAUAUUUCCACUUGACACAGGAGUGAUUUGCUAGGUAAACUUGUCCCAGAAUCGUCAUUAAGCUAUACAGACCGUGGAUAAGUAUACAGUAUUUAUUUAGUUCGCUGGAGAGAUUCUUAAGCCGGCCACCGAGAAAGACAGCAACGAAUAGCUAAGCUGACAAACCAUCCAUAAAUAAUUAAAAACCCAUUGAAAAUAACCACGUUUGAGUAAAUACACAUUGAUAGCUAUAUAUGCAGUAACUUGGGACGGCGGGAAGGGGAGGGGGGAAGUAACAUAUUAAAGUUGUUUUUCAGCGCUGUCUGAUUUCUGGACACAUACGGUGACUUGUAAUAUUCUAUUUGAAACCACCCAAAUGUUAAAGCAGCCUUUAGUACACGUCUGCACCGCAAUAAGAUUAAGAAACGUGACAAUUGAAUUACACCUUGCUGCAUUUUAUCCCGACUUACUCUUGUACAAGUCUAACAAACUUAAUGCACUAACCCGUUCUCAACUUCUAUUGGCUGGUUAAAAAGGCUUAUCUUGUUUGUAGAAGUUUGUGAAACUGCGAACUGAACAUUUCGCAUUUCCCACCUUCCCACGACUUUCUCCAUUUUGGCUCCGAAGUAUCUUAUAGCGCAGUACACAAACCUGCCACUCUAUUCAUUUGGUGUUCUUUAAAAACCAGUAAAAAAAAAAAAAAAAAAAAAAAUUGUUUUUGGUUGGGCUAAGGAAGCGUCAAUCACGACACACGGUCAGGUUGAGACGAGAGUACAAGAUACUGUUAUGAGACGUAAGGCUGGUUAACUGCUUAACAAAACAUCACACACCGGAAGGCUUUCCAAAACUCUCUGUGCGUUCGUGCUGUGGUGCGGUUCUUGAUGAUGGAAAAUGGCCAGUCACUCCCCACAGUGGCAGAAGCAGAUAACGACGUGUACGACAGUACCACUGAGCCUAGGGCCGAGUUGUACCAACCAAGUGUUGCCAGGAUAAAGACAGAUACAGCCAUGAACGCCCAAAAGGGUGGGCUGGUUAUAUUUACAGCCAACUCCAACCCUUCUUGCAUGGCACUUGCCAAGAGGAUUUCAGAGCGUCUUGGUGUGGUGCUUGGUAAAGUGCAGGUUUACCAAGAGGCAAACAGGGAAACAAGAGUGCAGAUCCAGGAGUCUGUAAGAGGGAAAGAUGUCUUCAUCAUUCAGACAGUUUCCAAAGACGUUAACACUGCGAUCAUGGAGUUCCUCAUCAUGGUGUAUGCCUGCAAGACCUCCUGUGCCCGCAGUAUCAUUGGAGUCAUUCCCUACUUCCCCUACAGCAAGCAGUGCAAGAUGAGGAAAAGAGGCUCCAUCGUGUCCAAGUUAGUUGCGUCAAUGAUGUGCAAAGCUGGACUAAAUCACCUGAUCACAAUGGAUCUGCAUCAGAAAGAAAUUCAGGGUUUCUUUAACAUCCCGGUAGACAAUCUGAGAGCAUCACCGUUCCUCCUGCAGUACAUUCAAGAAGAGAUUCCUGACUAUAGAAAUGCAGUAAUUGUGGCCAAAUCUCCGUCAUCAGCUAAAAGGGCACAGUCCUUUGCUGAGCGGUUGCGGUUGGGAAUUGCAGUGAUUCAUGGGGAAGCCCAGGAUGCAGAGUCUGACCUGGUGGACGGGCGUCACUCACCACCAACUGUCAAAAACGUAGGGGCCAUUCACCCCAGCUUGGAUAUACCCUUUGUAAUUCCUAAAGAAAAACCACCAAUUACAGUUGUGGGAGAUGUUGGUGGGAGGAUCGCAAUUAUAGUGGACGACAUUAUUGAUGAUGUUGACAGCUUUUUAGCUGCUGCCGACACACUUAAGGAGAGAGGGGCUUACAAAAUCUACGUGAUGGCAACUCACGGGAUCUUAUCCUGCGACGCGCCGCGAUUGAUAGAAGAAUCAGCAAUUAAUGAGGUGGUAGUGACCAACACAAUCCCUCAUGAAAUCCAAAAACUGCAGUGCCCCAAGAUCAAGACUGUGGACAUCAGCAUGAUCCUGUCCGAAGCCAUUCGACGGAUCCACAAUGGGGAAUCCAUGUCCUACCUCUUCAGGAAUAUCGGGGUGGAUGAUUGAAACCUUCCUUUUGAGCCAAACUCAAGUGUAUUGACUUAUUUGUGUUUGUUUGUGUAUAGAUGACAGGAAUGUUAAGUUCAAUUAAGAGGGGCCAAUUUUGUUAAAAAUAAUUGAUUAGGGGAAAAAGAGAAAGAAAUUGCAUAUAGACUCAAUACUUUUUUAAGUUAAGCAUUACAUGUAUGGUAGGUUGCACUGUGAGUGUUGCACUAAUGCAGGACUCUUAAUUUUUUUUUGAGCAUUCCAGUUGUCAAGCAGCAGGGCAGUAAAAAUUAAUGCAUGAGUUGUUGUAAUAUAUUUAAAAAAUUUAAAAGACAAGAGUAUAGGGGUGUCAAGGACAGGUCUAUAACAAAUGAUAACUUCUUAUUUUUACGCAUCAAAGCCUAUAUUCCUGGAGCAAACCAGGGAGAAAUCAACUUGAAUACUUACAGAAAUCUGUUAAGUAGUUUAUAUGCCUCCUAAGCUGGGAUCAGGGCAAGGUAACUGGUGCCAAAAGCUUGAUAUAGAAUUUGAGUAUUUUCAAUAUUUUAUUUUUUAAAUUUAUUUACAGUGCCUGUAGAAAGUCUACACCCCCUUGAACUUUUUUCAC